Messenger RNA from Epinephelus moara (kelp grouper), 3283 nucleotides. RefSeq names its product melanoma cell adhesion molecule b (gene mcamb). The transcript has 17 exons. Lineage: Eukaryota; Metazoa; Chordata; Actinopteri; Perciformes; Serranidae. Bases 104 to 2056 code for a protein of 650 amino acids. The record is from RefSeq and is a predicted model, not a curated record.
UUCUCUCUUCUGUGUCUCACACAGUUUUCCAGGAGGACCAGUCACUGUCAGACUCCCUACACACACACCCCAGCACGGACAGCUGCAGCGCCGACCAACAACCAUGGCUUCACGGGACACUACCUCUCUGCUCGUCGGACUUCUGGUCCUGUUUUACACCUGGGGAGUGUGGGCUGAUGUGGAGGUGAGCAUGGAGGACAGAGUGGAGGUGUUCAGAGGAGAAACUGCUUCGAUCACCUGCAUGUUCACAUCUACUGAAGGCAUUGGCGGGAUGAUCAUACAAUGGUUCUACGUGACACGGACGGGUGAGAAGCAGAAAAUCUACUACCAGGACAGCACCAUGCAGGUUGUAGACCGAGGCACACAGUUCACAGACAGGAUCAGCGUGAAUGGCACCGGAGCCAGUGAAGCAAUAGUUCUGACUAUCAGGGAUGUGCGCCUGGAAGACGAGCUGGAAUUUAUCUGUCUCAUCAAAGGUCUAACGGAUGGGACCGGGGAGGGACGCACAAAGCUGAAGGUGUUUGAAAAACCGGACUAUCCCACCAUUGAGGGUGUGCAAACAGGGAUCUCAGUUAGCGAACUCGGCCCAUCCAAGAUUGCGACCUGUGAGGUCAAAAAUGGCUACCCCAAGCCGAACAUCACUUGGUACAGAAACAACGCACCACUACGCGUUGCUCAGGAUGUGGUGUUGGUGAUGCCCAGCACCACUACUGAAUCCACCGGUCUCUACUCAGUGAAGAGCGAGCUGAGCAUGAUGGUGAUGAAGGAAGACAAAGAUGAUCAGUUCUACUGCGAGAUCACCUACUUUGUUCCCGGAGGAGUGGGGAUGCUGGAGUCCGAACGUAUUAACAUCACUGUAUACUACCCCUCCACAGCUGUGAGUGUUUGGGUGGAGUCACCAAAGGGCAAAAUCAAAGAAGGGGACUCGGUCGAGAUUCAAUGCCGUGGCAAUGGGAAUAAGCCGUCCUCCCUCGUAACAAUCAGUCAUGAUGGUAAAGAUCAUGAAGGCAAGACGCUGCUGCUGGAGAAUGUGACUCGUCGUGACAGUGGAGAUUACAUAUGCACCUCUACGGACACGGACACCUUUGAGGAUGUCACGGGACAAAUUUCUGUGUUUGUAAACUACCUCGAUCCUGCUGUUGUGAGGCCUAAAGACAUGAUUGUGGUGCCCCAGGGAAACGAGCUGAAGGCCACCUGCAAUGCCCUCUCCUCGCUCCAAACACAGACUGUCUGGUUUAAGGAUGGAGCAGAGGUUUCAAUGGGUAACAUUUUGACACUUAAGGACGCUAUGUUCGACACGGCAGGGACGUACAUGUGCGUGGUGACUGUUCCUGAGAUCGAGGGAAUGGAAACCAGUGGGACACUUCAUGUUUAUGUCAAGGGCCCACCAGAGAUCAUGCAACCAGAGUACACAACGAUGGAGGAGAGUUUUGAGAACACAGUCGAUCUGAGCUGCACCGCCAGAGGUUUCCCUGCUCCCAAUAUUGUCUGGACCACCUCUGAUGGAAAGAUCCUCAAGUCAGCAUCCCAAACAGACACCGAUGACAGCGUUCAGAGUGUGGUCAGCAUCAAGGUCACCUCUGACAUUACUGCCUUCUGCAAUGCCUCUAACGAGUUUGGCACUGCCGCGGUGACCUUCAGCAUCACAGCCACAAUAAACACCACAACAACAGCCACCACUGCUAGUACCCCUACUAGUACCCCUACUAGUAGCACUACUAGUAGCACUACCACUACAACUACCACUACCAUUUCCUCUGCCACAGUCAAAGCAGAAACAGCUAUCCCAAAGCAAUCCCCAAAGAAAGUCAAACAAGAGGGCAGAGGUGUGAUCAUUGCAGUCAUCAUCAUCUGCAUCCUGCUGCUGGCCAUUUUGGGGAGUGUGCUCUACUUCCUAUACAAAAAAGGCAAGCUCUGUGGACGGUCCGGCAAACAAGACCUCACCAAAGAGAAGUCCAGCAAAGAUAACAUCGUGGUGGAGAUGAAGAGCGACAACACAGAGGAGGCCGUGCUUCUCGGAGUCAACGGAGAAAAGCUGCCUCCCAGCGACCAGUAAAGAGCGGUGAGUACCUGGAUGUACAGAAGUGAAGAGGCAACAGCAGACACACCAACAGCUGCUCCUGUUCCUCCCUCUCAGGCUCAGACCGGCCGAGGCCUUCAAGCUUCCACCACAGCUCCUUAUCCCAGAGUUACGUCAUGGAGAAGCCCAGUCGUGUGUCAGUUAAUAUCAUGACGCACGACUGAGACUCAAAUGACUCCAAGCUGCAGCUUUUGCUUAGUGUCCUUUACAUCCAGCACUUUUCUGUUGGAAUUAGCUUUAAUGAGGAGUGAUUUGAGCGCUAAAUGACGUAACUCUGUUACCUUUAAACCAAGGACUAUCCUUCGCCUAUAGUUCUCAGUACCACGAGCCUUGUAUACUGCUGAUUGUCCUUAGAACAAUAAUUUGAGCACAGCAUUGACCAGAGACUGUUUUUAUACCCGACUACGCAUCACCUCAGGCAAAGUAAUCACUGAAGAGCAGCCUGAAACAGGUCUUUAUCAAGUGUACAUAUUAUAAUCUAUGUAUAUAUUUCUUUAUUUAAAAUAACUCAAUAGAAAAAAACAACCAAAAAUAAAUGACCCGAUAGUGUUUCAUUUUGUUUGGGUGCUCUUUAUGGGAAGCAGGAAGAGCUUAGGUAGAUGUCUUGUUUUUAUUUUGAAAAUUUCUUUGUCUGUGUUUCCUGUUUUGCAUAAGUCUGUACACUGAAAUCUUCGGGAAUGCAGCGAUGUGUCCUCCUACAGCCAGUUACAGCCUCACCAAAGUUUUUCCUUUUAGCUCUGAAAACAAACUGUUCAGAUCACUUAAUCACACAUCAUUCAUAGUUUCCCCUUCUCUGCAGCUCGUCCUUACACUUCACAGAUUGUGCAUAUUGAAGAAGAUAUUUUUACACUUUCUAUAAUGUCCAUGACUAUAAUGCAUUAUAAACAUACUUAGAAUCUGCUUAUAACUCUGUAUAAUAAGCAUUCAUAAUUGUUCGUAAUGUUUUGUAGCAAUACCACAUUAUAAAGCAUUUUAUAAUGACAUAAGGUCAAGUAUCAUAGUGCUUCAGUAUUGCUGGUCACUCACUGACAUUUUGAUGCAAGGAUCAUAGUGUGUUAUAAUAAUUGUGAAACAUUUUAUAAUGAUUAUAAUCACUCUUAAUGCAUUAUAAUGUGUAGGAAGUUACGCGACCAUUGGGUGCUUUAAGUAAAGUAGUGAAACAUUACUCAGGCUGGUUAUAAGUGACUUCAAGUGGUCAUUGUU